AGACGCCGUUAGCCGAGAGAAGGGAGAGGCGAGAGUCGGAGCGCGUGGGAGCGCAGAGGCUGGAGGAGGGAGGGGGAGCCCGCGCACAGAGCGCGGAGGGAGGCGCGCCCGGGAGCGAACAUCCACCGGGAUCCGGAGCGAAAGCAGCAGCUGCGGCCGCGCCCUUGUCGAGCCCGGUGCAUCCGCCUAGCCCCGCUCCGCCCGCAGUGGUCAGGGCUACAGAGGAUGGAGGAUUCCCAGGAGACAUCGCCGUCUUCCAACAACUCCUCGGAGGAGCUCAGCUCUGCCCUGCAGCUGUCCAAGGGCAUGUCCAUCUUCCUCGACAUACUGAGGAGAGCAGACAAAAAUGAUGAUGGAAAAUUAUCAUUUGAAGAAUUCAAAGCAUAUUUUGCAGAUGGUGUUCUCAGUGGAGAAGAAUUACAUGAGCUCUUCCAUACAAUUGAUACACAUAAUACCAACAAUCUUGACACAGAAGAGCUGUGUGAAUAUUUUUCUCAGCACCUGGGCGAGUAUGAGAAUGUACUGGCAGCACUUGAAGACUUAAAUCUUUCCAUUCUGAAGGCAAUGAGCAAAACAAAGAAGGACUACCAGGAAGCCUCCAAUUUGGAACAAUUUGUAACUCGAUUUUUAUUGAAGGAGACCCUGAAUCAGCUGCAGUCUCUCCAGAAUUCCCUGGAAUGUGCCAUGGAAACUACUGAGGAGCAAACACGUCAAGAAAGGCAAGGGCCAGCCAAGCCAGAAGUCCUGUCAAUUCAAUGGCCUGGAAAACGAUCAAGCCGCCGAGUCCAGAGACACAACAGCUUCUCCCCAAACAGCCCUCAAUUUAAUGUCAGUGGUCAAGGCUUAUUAGAAGAAGACAACCAGUGGAUGACCCAGAUAAACAGACUCCAGAAAUUAAUUGAUAGACUGGAAAAGAAGGACCUCAAACUUGAACCACUGGAAGAAGAAAUUAUUGAAGGGAAUACUAAAUCUCACAUCAUGCUUGUGCAGCGGCAGAUGUCUGUGAUAGAAGAGGACCUGGAAGAAUUCCAACUUGCUCUGAAACACUACGUGGAGAGCGCUUCCUCCCAAAGUGGAUGCUUGCGUAUUUCUACACAAAAGCUUUCAAAUGAAUCUCGCUACAUGAUCUAUGAGUUCUGGGAGAAUAGUAGUGUGUGGAAUAGCCACCUUCAGACAAAUUAUAGCAAGACAUUUCAAAGAAGUAAUGUGGAUUUCUUGGAAACUCCAGAACUCACAUCUACAAUGCUAGUUCCUGCUUCAUGGUGGAUCCUGAACAACAACUAGAUGUUCCUAGACAUUUUCUUUAUGGUUCCAAGUGCAAAACAGGUGUUCUUAUCUAAAAUGUCAAUUAGAAAAUUAUCUGUGGUUGUUAAUCUACUGUAUACUUUUGUUUAGUAUAUUUACUAAGUGCACUCUUUUAAAACAUAUUCUAUAACUUUAUCAUUCAUGUGAAUUUUAGGUCAAUUUUCAGAGUUCACUAUUCUCAAUAUUUAAUGCUAAAUGCUUUGCUACAUUGUAACCAACCUAAAACCUUUUGUGACAAAAUCCUAAUAUGUGGAAAAAAGCAUAUGCAUAAAGGAAUAUUGUGAAAAAGAAGUUGUUGUGAUAAAAAAAAAAUAUUUAAAGUGGAAACUUUUAGAGCAUUACUUCAUAGGGCAGAUUUUGUAAACUGUUGUAUACUAUAUAGGGUUAAAUCAGCGUUUUGUGAUUUUUAAGUAACAGAUUUUCUGUGAUUGAAGUUUAUUCUUCAACAAUGUCUACUCCACCCCCAACAGCCCUAUGACUAUUACCUUUAGUUAAAAAGUUAGUAUAUAGGCAUCAAACAACCUUGGCUGUAACCUAUAGAAUCUCUAUGUAUCAAGUUAUAAACUGGUUUUUCAAAAGUGAACAAUUCUGUGAUAAGUUGAAGUACCAUUUAGUAACAUAGCAACACUGUAUCAUUUAUUAGCAUUAUAAUUCCUUUAUAAGUUAAAUAUAUCAAGAAAGAAGAGAGUAUUACUUUGGAAAAAUGUGGUUCAAAUUUUAUGGCAUAUAGUUUUGGUAUGCAGUCAAGACAGCUAACUUUUCUUAUGAAAAAUACAUAUUUGCAUGUAAAUAAGGAUUUCAAAAUACUUGAAAAAGUUUUAACCCAAAGGAAUAAAUAAGAAUUAUAAGAAAAGCAAAAAACCUUAAGGAAGUCAUAAAAUAAUGGGGAAAGCACUAGACAAAAGACAUCUGCUUUCUGGUUUCGACACUAGAAUGACUAAAACUAUCUACCUAUAGAUAUCUACCUAUA
This is a messenger RNA of Saimiri boliviensis boliviensis (Bolivian squirrel monkey), 2275 nucleotides long. It is a transcript of the gene NECAB1, whose product is annotated as N-terminal EF-hand calcium binding protein 1. The record is from RefSeq and is a predicted model, not a curated record. Gene Ontology annotation, biological process: regulation of amyloid precursor protein biosynthetic process. Lineage: Eukaryota; Metazoa; Chordata; Mammalia; Primates; Cebidae. Gene Ontology annotation, cellular component: cytoplasm. Gene Ontology annotation, molecular function: calcium ion binding.